AAAACUGUGUGCAGAGUUACAGGGACUCGACAUAAAGCUGUUUAACAUUCUCACCCCGCCCCCAAGAGCUCCAUUUCUAACUUUAGCUGGGUACUGCAAUUGCAUCGCCUGCUGGAUCUUCUAUCUUAGGAAUCCAGGAGAACAAGCUCGCUCUGUCUCUGCAAACCGAACGAUCAUGGCUACCGUGCAGGAAAAGCUGAUCACCCCGAUCGCCGGAGGAGCAUCUGAGGGUCCGAGGAACAAGGUCACGGUCGUAGGCGUCGGCCAAGUCGGCAUGGCCUGUGCAAUUAGCAUUCUCUUACGGGAACUUCCCGAUGAGUUGGCCCUGGUUGAUGUGGUUGAGGACAGACUCAAGGGAGAAAUGAUGGAUCUUCAGCAUGGGAGUCUCUUCCUCAAAACCCCCACAAUCGUAGCAGAUACAGGUUACGCAGUCACAGCAGGCUCUCGUAUUGUCAUUGUCACGGCUGGGGUUCGUCAGCAGGAGGGUGAGAGCCGCUUGAACCUGGUGCAGAGGAAUGUCAACAUCUUCAAGCACAUCAUUCCCCAGAUUGUCAAGCACAGCCCCAACUGCAUUCUGGUGGUGGUGUCAAAUCCAGUGGAUAUCAUGACCUACGUCACCUGGAAGUUGAGCGGGCUCCCAAAGCACCGUGUGAUCGGAAGUGGUUGCAACCUCGACUCUGCCCGUUUCCGCUACCUCAUGGCUGAAAAACUGUCCGUCCAUCCAACCAGCUUCCAUGGGUGGAUCUUGGGAGAGCACGGAGAUUCCAGUGUUCCAGUUUGGAGUGGUGCCAAUGUGGCUGGGGUGAACCUCCAGACUCUGAACCCUGACAUUGGCACAGACCAGGACAAGGAAGGCUGGAAGGAAACCCACAAGAUGGUGGUGGAUAGUGCAUAUGAAGUGAUCAAGCUGAAGGGAUACACAAACUGGGCCAUCGGCAUGAGUGUCGCUGACCUCACAGAGUCCCUGACGAAGAACCUGAGCCGGAUUCACCCCGUCUCCACCAUGGUCAAGGGCAUGUAUGGUAUUAAUGAAGACGUGUAUCUGAGCCUGCCUUGCGUGCUCAACAACAGCGGGGUGAGCAGCGUGAUCAACAUGACUCUGAAUGCAGAGGAGGUGGCCAAACUGAAGAAGAGCGCUGACACCCUCUGGGGGAUCCAGAAGGAUCUGAAGGACCUGUAACCAGAAACGGGCCUCCUGACACCACAUUACAGCACUACACAGCAUGCUGUUUAUUGCCAACAACAAAUAAAUAAUAAAAGUGUG
This is a messenger RNA of Polyodon spathula (Mississippi paddlefish), 1264 nucleotides long. Its product is annotated as L-lactate dehydrogenase B-A chain-like. NCBI's taxonomy places the organism in Eukaryota, Metazoa, Chordata, Actinopteri, Acipenseriformes, Polyodontidae. Bases 176 to 1180 code for a protein of 334 amino acids. The transcript has 8 exons. Gene Ontology annotation, molecular function: L-lactate dehydrogenase (NAD+) activity. Gene Ontology annotation, biological process: carboxylic acid metabolic process. The record is from RefSeq and is a predicted model, not a curated record. Gene Ontology annotation, cellular component: cytoplasm.